AGGGAUUGGAUCCCCUGGUGGGGAAAAUAUUUGUAUGUGAAAGGGCAGCCGCCCCCCUGCUGUACUCCCCGCCACAGCAGGGGAUCCCACCCCCCUUCUCGUAGCCACCCUCUAUAAAAAGGCCCACCCACCCGAUUUCAGUUGCACUCAUCAAUUGACUAAUACUCGUAGAAGAAAAAAAGAAAGAGUUUAGAGAGCGAAAAUGGCAGGGAUCAUCCACAAGAUCGAAGAGAAGCUGGGUAUGGGAGGCAAGAAGGACGACGAGGUGAAGAAGACCGAACACGGCUACGGAUCUGGAGAUCAGCACAAGCAGCCCGACCACGGCUACGGAUCUGGCGAUCACCACAAGCAGCCCGAAGCCGAGCACAAGGAAGGCCUUGUAGAGAAGAUCAAGGACAAAAUCCACGGCGGCGACGCUGAAGGCGCCGACGGCAAGAAGAAUAAGAAGAAGAAGGACAAGAAGAAACACGGCGAAGGUCACGACGGCCAUGAUCAUGGCAGCAGCAGCAGCAGCGACAGCGAUUGAUUCAGCAUAUGACACACAUUUGAGAAUUGAAUAAAAAAGUGUGUGUGUGUGUGUGUGGAGUGUGGAGUGUGGAGAGGGUAUCGCUACUUUGCUUUGUGUAUGUAUUAAUAUCACUCUGUAUUUGGAUUAUUGUACUUCUUCAUCUAUGUUGUUUCUCCUACUUUAUCUAAUGGAGUACAGUAUAUGGUUUGCUCUA
This is a messenger RNA of Salvia splendens (bonfire salvia), 722 nucleotides long. Its product is annotated as protein SRC1. The transcript has 2 exons. The record is from RefSeq and is a predicted model, not a curated record. Lineage: Eukaryota; Viridiplantae; Streptophyta; Magnoliopsida; Lamiales; Lamiaceae. Gene Ontology annotation, molecular function: metal ion binding. Bases 203 to 526 code for a protein of 107 amino acids.